UUGGGGUGUUGUCGGAAGGGUGGAGGUGUCGGGCGCCAGUCGCUACGCGAACGUCGAGCUUGGGAUCUCCGUUGUCCCUCGCGAGACUUUUUUUUUCCCCUCCCCCGUAAAGCUUGUGCUCGCGAUCGGCGGACGUUCGCCUCGUUCGAUUCGUACGCGGUAACACGCGUGCGUUUUCCAAUCGGUAGCCGUGACAUCGUCGAAUGUCGGAUCCGCGCGAUAUCGCCCACCGAACAAGCUCGAUCUCGAUCAUUGGCUCCGUGUGGCCGAGGAUCGCGCUCAUGUGACGAUUACUUGCUACAUGACGAUAAAACGAGUGUCGUACGUGAGACCAAGGGUAUACGAAUACGCGAGCGUUCUCGGUUGCUGUGAUUUGCUUACCAGUCGGAAGGAUACUCUACGGUAUACUACGUACAGCUUCGGGACUAUAACGGAUAUCGAUGGUGAUUCGAUGCAGCCACGAGGGGACGGAAUCGUGACGAUUUCGAUGGACCACUCGACGGAUGAGUAACGAAGCGUGGCCCGCUGCUCUCAAGGAGAUCGACCGCGCCGGCCCGACGAGUUUGCAAACCGGAUCAACCAUCUUGGAAGACGAGGGGAUCGCUGGCGAUGUUUUCGGCGAGACGAAGCACCGGCGGAAGGCCAAAGUAGAGAUAAAAGCGUGAAACGAGAUCGAGUAGAAGAUGAGAUAGAGAGAGCGGGUCGCUGGAUAUCUCGAGGAACGAAACACAAUGUGCUGGAGUGUGCGAGCCUGGUGGUGGAGAGGGGCGCUUCUCGGGACGAUGAUGCUGUUAUCGUGGACGUGGCCGGUGGUGGAGGGUUGCCCGAACAUGUGCACGUGCAAGUGGAAGAGCGGAAAAGAGUGGGUGGAGUGCGCGAAUCGAGACCUCAAGGGACUUCCCCAAGGCGCCAGGGAGGAGACCCAGGUGUUGGAUCUGUCGAACAAUCAUCUGGUCAGUCUGCCCCCGGAAUGCUUUCACGCGCUCGGCUUGAUCAAUCUGCAACGACUGUACCUGAGUAGAUCGCACAUCAGCCGUAUAGCAGCCAGAGCGUUCGUCGGUCUGGUGGGGCUGGUGGAGUUGGAUCUGUCGGAGAAUCUGAUCGAGGAGAUACCCAGCGAAACUUUCCCCUCCUACUCGAAUCUGAUGAAGCUACUGCUCAACGGCAAUCCUAUACGGGAGAUCCGUGCGGCAGCGUUCCAGCAUCUGCCGCAUCUGACCAACCUGGAAUUGAGCCACUGCCGGCUGGAGAAUAUCGAGCAGGGGGCGUUCGACGGCCUUCACCUGCUCGAGUGGCUACGACUCGACGGCAAUCGGUUGACCCGCGUGCCCGAACGCACGCUGCCCCUAGGCGGUAGCCUCCGCGGACUCACGCUGCACAACAAUCCCUGGGUCUGCGAUUGUCGUCUACAGGCCACGCAAGCUUGGCUCAAGGAAUCCGCGCCGGCCGCCCCUCAGGAGUCCGACCCCGUCUGCGACGCUCCUGCCAAACUCCGCGGCAAACAGAUCAAGACCGUCAACGAACUCGCUUGCCUGCCACGGAUCGAGCUGCAGAACCGAGUAGAGGCCUACGAGGGGGACAACGUCACGCUCAAGUGCGACGUUUACGCCGUCCCGGCUGCCAAGCUCACCUGGUGGUUCAACGGCGAACUCUGCGAACUCCAGAACGAGAACGACACGAUCUCCGCCUCCUCGGCUACCACCUUUCCCCGGUACGUCUACAGGCAGCGCGGCGGCAUCAACACGAGCAGCACUCUGCUACUCUACUCCGUGGAGACUUUGAACGAGGGCACGUACACGUGCAUAGCGGAGAACGGAGCGGGGUCCGCGGAGGCGAAUUUGUCUUUGCGAGUGCUGUUCCAGGAGAAAAUAACCGUGGAACCGCCAAACGAUCGCUCAAGAUCGGGAUACGUGGUGGCCAUAGCUGCGGGUGCUCUGCUGGGCACUUUGUUUGCCCUGGGCUCUCUGAUCGGUAGUAUAGUGUUUUGCGUGCGGAAACGUCGUCGCGACCGCAAAAGGAACUCGAAAGCUCUGGUGUCGCAGAACAAGUCUGUUAUGCCCAUCACCAAGGAUACCGCCUCCAGUUUGCCGUGCAGAAAGGGCAACGGCAGCUUGAUCGGGCUCGAGCACCAGCAGAUGGUGUCGUACACCGAACGAGAGUUGAACCGCGCCGCGACUCUCGAACGCAGAGAGCACAGAAACCUGGAGGAACCGUACUGCAGCCCGGUUUCCAAGUAUCUGACGGAACCAGACCUGAUAAACGAAGUGCCAGAGACGACGGACGUCGGAUACGGUCAGUUGUAUCGUCAUCAGCCCGGUGACAGACAGAUCCUGGAAUACGACUCCGGAUACCCGUUGCAACCCGAUCUACGACCAGCGAAUAUCCCGCAGCUCAGCUAUCUCGAUCAAGACGGAUACCCGCUCAACUUUGGCCUACCGAAGAUCCCUUUCAGCGCCGCGAGCACGCUACCGCGUCUCAGGCAGAGGAUGCCCGUGGAAGGUUCCGCGGUCGCGCCACCAGCCAGGUACUCGAGGGAAGCGGAGUUCCUCGCCAGAUCGCCAGGAUACGACCCCGUGCUGCCUCGAACCGACACCAGGUACACCGCCGAGGGAUACCCUUACCCCGCUCAACAAUCGCAGCCGAUUCAACCGGUCGAGCAACCCAUUCAACAGCAGCUUCCUGUAUCCCCGGUGUCGCCGGUCGCCGUGUUUCCCGAGGUACCGUUCAUUCCCUCUCCCCCAGCCGCCUACAGAGGCGAGACGACGCCGCUGUCGCCGAGAUCGCUAUUAAGCAAAACUGCCCGGGAAGCUGCCGCGGCGGCCGCCGCCAGGGCGGACGAUCUUCAGCCGCCUCAUCAUCCGGAGAGUCCCGACGAGGGAUACGUUGGCGACGCGAUGGACGUCUAAGAGAAUUCGGGAUCGACGACACGAAGACGGCUCGCGCAUAGAUGAGAAGACCGCCGCCGGGUCCUUUCGAAUCCGAUUAUCUCGGUUCCCGGGGGCAGAGCAGAGACAGCGGAUCUGUCGCAUACACGAACCGAGGAAACUGUCGGGACGUACGUUCGGACAAAUUAAUCCAAGGGAAACAAGGCACGGACACGAUUGGCAGAACAAGAAACUCUACAGAGAGCUACGUCGUCUACGUCGUCUACGUCGUCUACGUCGUCGUCGUCGUCGUCGUCGUCGUCGUCGUUGUCUGGGAGAAUAGAUAUCAGACGUCGUGCGGUCAAAAUGCCGGUUGAGCAGGAACAAAAGGAGCCGGAGCAACGGAAACCGUAAUGGAUUAAUCAGGUGCGAGGCUUCCCAGGCGUCUCGAAUCACGUGUCUGCGGAUAAUAAUUUCUUGUCAGUAGCAGGUCUCCGUGUUCGGGGAACAGCCAGCGUUGCUAAUCGAAUCGUCUACCCCUCAAAGUGAGAGGGGGGCAACGUUCGAACGCGGCAGCGGAUUUUUCACCGGCUUUUUCCAGGUGAAGAGCGUCGUAAAACUCGUUUUCGGUAUAGAACUUUUGGCGAAAAAUUCGAGUUGUUUGUCAGGGAAGAGAGCAUAGGGAAAUUCACGAAAUUCUGCGCCGAAAUUAUACGAGCUCGGUUAGUCGAGCAAAAUCCGCAAAAUAGAAGAGCGAGCGAGCGAUUUUUCGGCGCCGUCGGACGAUCGACGUGGAUGCAAGUUCGAUGCAAGUGACUUUUGCAUCGAACAGGGAAUUUUCGCAUGGUUCCGGAACGCAGAUCUCGACCAUUCUCGCCAGCCUCGCUUGGCAAUGGAAUUUCCCGGAACGUGGGUUACGCGACCGGUGCACCGAUCAGAGGAAUCGAAUUUUCCAAGAGCUUACGGAAGCCGACGAACGCAAACGAACGGCCGCGAGCGCAGUCGGAAUUUUGAAAACCGGCUGAUCUGAUCGCGCAGCCCGAUCGAAGCUGAUCUGUCCACGAACCGAAGAACGCUCGCCCUUUACGCUCGUACUAUUGCGAUCUGUCACGCCGACUACAGCCGGAAAUUGAAAACGUUCCUGGAACGAACGGUAAUUUUGCUCGCUGGUUGGCAACGGUGGUCAACUUUGUCAAAGUUAUGCGUUUGAUAGCGCGGGAAUCCUCGAUGAAAUAGUUGAGAGAAAUUGUGUGCAUGUACAUAGGGGACGAGUGAGACGAGUGUGUGUCAAAGUGUAAGAAACGAAAGAAAUUACAAAGGAGCGUGUAGUGGAGAGUAAAAUACCGAAUGGUGUACUACCGACGUUAAAGCUUAAGAAUAUUCUUCCGUUAACAAACACAAACUCUUUUACCUCGUUAAAAUGUACGUCUUUCAUCGUACACGGUACGUUUAAAAGUAAGAGAUGCAAAUGCGUGGAAUAGCAACUCGUUUGCAGUCACUGUAAGCGGUAAGACGAGCGCAAAGUGCGAGAGAGAAGCGUGCUUUCGAAGCGAAAAAAGGAUACGACGGAGAAGAAACGAGAAUACUCUCCUCGUUUACGAGUCCCCCGAGAAGACUCGUUCGAUAUCUGCUCAAGCUCAUACGCAUCCUUCACCCCCUCCCACUCCCCCUCCCAUUCCCCCUUCAUCUACCGUUCCAUCUCCUGGUCACUUCCUCUUUAGGCUAACCAAUUGUAUCGUUAUUAGAGUUUACUGCUCGUCGGUUUCGCAAGAAACGAACGCUCUAUCCCGUCUGGAAAGUUCCGACGAAAGGUUAUAGCAAUUCUAUCGUAGUGAUAAUAACGUUAACUCGGUGUUUAAGACUGGUGAACUGUGCGAGAUUACGAGAGAGCCGGUAUUGGGCCUCACCUAGCCCCAUGUACAGACACGUUAAAUAUACAUAUAUAUAUGUAUAAAUUUGUACACCAACUCUGGAAAACGCGAAAACCAACGGACACACACGUACGUAAAUGUCCACAUAUUAUAUAUAAUAUACAAGUAUACAGAUGUGGAUAUGAAUAGGCGGAAACGAGGGUUGGUCAGAACACGCGCUGGACACGCGCGGAAAGUAGAUAUUUUUUGAAAGGUGUCGUAGAGGCUAACACGCGUGACCAGGCAACCGCUCGCUCCGUCUUCUCGCCCUGUAUUCUUUAUCGUUGUGUAGCCGACUUUUAAGAGUUCGAUCGUACGCGUUGCUUCGCGAUACUCGACCGAUCGAUACGAAUAACCGGCUGCAAAAUACUCGUACGAUUUUCACCGCGACCCCCCUCAUCUUCGUCCAGGAAGAAGACGUACACAUUUUUCUUUGAAUUUGUUCAAAGAACGUGGGCAAUGUUGGUCGUUUAUCGCGAAGCAGGCUGGCGUCGCAGGCUGGCGUCGCAGCGAUCGAGCGGCAAGGUCGGUUCAUCUAGAAUCUAGGUACUAAACGAAUCGAUCGUUCUUCGAGGGCUGCCGAUCUAGCCUGAUCCAGCGCUAGGUUUACGAAUUACGAUCAGCGGAUGGCGGACGUGCAGCGAAAGGAUGCACAGCUCCGUUUAGUCGAUCGUCUAUUCGAACGAUCGUAAACACAAUUGCUGCUGCCCUCCUUUCUUGCCUCUUGUCGAUCAUCGGCCGAUUCACGAACGACGAACGACGUUUGCUUUACGGUCUGGCGAGGUCAGGACCGAAGCGUGAGCUCGAUUCCGCGCGUCCUUCCGAGCUCACCGCGGUCCGAAUUCCAAAUACGUCGCGUCGCUCUCGCGAUACACGCCCCGCGUCUCGCCCGCGCGCACGCACACACACGCACACAAAAUUUUGAAUCAGUGUUAACGGCGUUUUACAGGGUAUCCGGGUGAUUCGCGAAAGGAUCGUCGAGACGGAAACUUGGUUAGCCGCGACAACAGGAAGCGAUACUUGGGAUCAGUGGUAGCUGAGAGCGAGCCGAGUCUACAGACACCUCCGUGUUUUCGAGUACCACGAAGAUGUUCUCGGUUGUACGAAGGGAAUCGAAUUCACUCGAGUCUUUUUUCACCUUGAGGUUGCUCGCGUCAACCGUACUCGCGUCAACGUUCGCACUCGCGAAAGUCGGAUCAGGCGCUCGUCGAUCGAAGCUCGCCUCUCCCUGUCUCGCCGUCUCUGUCUCGACGUUCCAAGCGAGUCGAUCGAAGGACGAUCUUCGCCAACUUCGAAUCGCGAAUGGAAAUACUCUUGCGGUUUCCUCUUGCGCGCGUACACGAGAUACGAGAGGGACCGCCGUUGGCGUCAAAUCGCGUUUAUCGGUUUGCCGAACCAGCGAAAAGGGAGAAAGUUUCGAUGAAGAAUUUCACGGCGAUAUAUCAAACGUAAUAAUUUGCGUGGCGCAUCCGUACGCGGUGCACGCGCAGGCUAGCAAUAAAAUUUUCAGGAAAAAAAUCGUCGCUGCUCGACCACGGACGCGCCGUAAUUCACGACCGUGGGAACGCCGCUUUUGAGUUAUGACGCGGUCCAGAUUAUUUGGCACGCCCCGAGUGGAAUUAGGUUUACGAUGUCGGCCGAACCUCGUCUCGUUUUCCCAUCGCGUCGGUAUACAAAACGCACGUGUUCACGUACGUACACCGCUUUGUUCUCCGCGUGUUACCGUCCUUUCUUCUUUUAUUUUCCUUUUUUACACUUUCCCAUCGUCGAUCGGAACGCGCCGCGCGUUCAACAGGGCUCUUAUCGUGGCUUCGCUCGAAUUUUCCCCUUCGAUGUUGCGCGCAAUGAAUAUGUUGUACUUUUUCCGGAUUAAUUGGACGCGCUUGUUUCGUCGAAUUUUUCCCAUUUUUCAGCCGCUCUUCCCGACCUCGCUCGCGUAUUAACUGGCAUCAUAAAAAUCGUUCGCCUCCCGAUAAUCGAUGAUGAAUUUAUCGUUCGUAGCGCGACAAUCAAAGGCGAAAAAGCAAGCUUUAAACGAAACAACGCUUCUUCCGUCUCGAUUCCUUCGCUUAUAUUUUAUAGAAUUUAAUUUUCCAUUUUCGACCGAUCGUUUCACAUUUUCCAACGUUUCUCAAUUUCCUCUCUGACGCGUUAUUAGACAAACGUUUCGAACUUAAAAUUUUUAUUUACUUC
Molecule: messenger RNA, 6967 nt
Organism: Bombus pyrosoma
Lineage: Eukaryota; Metazoa; Arthropoda; Insecta; Hymenoptera; Apidae
Product: leucine-rich repeat-containing protein 24-like
Exons: 4
Coding region: 732-2906 (724 amino acids)
Molecular function (GO): protein binding
Source: RefSeq, a predicted model, not a curated record